Molecule: messenger RNA, 10821 nt
Organism: Hyla sarda
Lineage: Eukaryota; Metazoa; Chordata; Amphibia; Anura; Hylidae
Gene: TNXB
Product: tenascin XB
Exons: 25
Coding region: 230-9166 (2978 amino acids)
Molecular function (GO): protein binding
Source: RefSeq, a predicted model, not a curated record
AGAACACAGGGAGUCAGGGCGGAUCGCAGCCGUUCGCAUCCACACACGGGGCUGGAGAGUUCACACAUACUUUUUUGGGAGAGGAGGAAAAGGACGGGCAGGGGCCACAGGUAGAAGGGUGAACAGUCCACCGAGGAGCCCCCGACGGAAUUGGAAUUGUAUUCGCCCAAGAUAGAGAAAAGUUUUCCUGCUGAAGAGGUGAUCCAGGUUCUAUCCCAACAGUUUUAUAAUGUCCCUCCUUUCAUUAUCUGUCAUUAUUGUCCUCUUUGGUGGAUCCCUGUCUGCACCUUCCACGGCUCCUCAACCUCCAUGUCCAGAAUCAGAUUCAGUACGAACUCUGCUCAAACGCCUGAGUAUUUUGGAGAAGUUGGUCCGGGACAUCAAAGGACAAUGCUCCUCAAACUGCUGUAGUAAUGUUCAAAGUGGUGCGGAUGACCCAAGUUUGAAGCCUCCUGACUGUGUCCAGCCAAUUGACGAUUGCCCUGGAGGUUGUGGGGGUGACGCACGUGGUACCUGUGUGGACGGUCAAUGCCAGUGCAAAGAUGGCUAUAUGGGUGACAAAUGCCAACUGAAAACAUGCCCAGAGGACUGUAAUGACCAAGGUCGAUGUGUCAAGGGCCGGUGCAUCUGCUUUAAGGGAUUCUCUGGUGUGUCAUGUGGUUUUAAAGCUUGCUCCAACAACUGUAACAGUCAUGGACAGUGUGAAGAUGGAGUCUGUAUUUGUGAUUCUGGAUUCACCGGGGAAGACUGCAGCUCUAGAACCUGCCCCAGAAACUGUAUGAAUCAAGGGAAGUGUGAAGAAGGGGUUUGUGUCUGUCAUUCGGGAUUUUCUGGCCCAGACUGUGCGACGAGGACCUGCCGCAGGAACUGUCUAAAUAGAGGAAGAUGUGAAGAUGGAGUCUGUGUCUGCCCUUCCGGCUUCUCUGGGGAAGACUGCAGCGUAAAAGGCUGCCCCAACAAUUGCCAAGGCCGCGGCGACUGUGAAGAUGGAGUCUGUGUUUGUGAUACUGGAUUUACAGGUCCAGACUGUGGUAUCAGAACUUGUCUUAAUGACUGCAAAGGCAAUGGCCGAUGUGAAGACGGGGUUUGUGUUUGUGACAGUGGGUUUUAUGGAGAGGAUUGUUCAUAUAAAGCCUGUCCUGAGGACUGUAAUGAGCAGGGUCAAUGCAUUGCCGGGAAGUGUAUAUGUGAGCCUGGAUUUGUUGGUCUAGAUUGUGGAAUCAGGGUUUGCUCUGAAGAGUGCGAGAAACGUGGCCGAUGUGAAGAUGGAGAAUGCAUUUGUAAUCCAGGGUUCACUGGACCUGAUUGUGAUAUCAGGACUUGUCCCAAUGACUGUAACAACCAGGGCCAAUGUAAUGAUGGUCAAUGUAUCUGUUAUUCUGGGUACACAGGAGUGGACUGCAAAUUCCGAUCCUGCCCCAACAAAUGUAACAAUCGAGGCCGGUGUGAAGAUGGAGUAUGUAUCUGUAAUUCUGGAUUUUCCGGACCAGAUUGUGGGUCUAAAGCUUGUCCAAAGAACUGUAGUGGAAAUGGACAGUGUAAUAAUGGCAAGUGCAUCUGCAAUCCUGGAUUCGCUGGGCCAGUUUGUGGGAUCAAAGCAUGUCCAGCUGAAUGCACUAGACAUGGUCGGUGUGUGAGGGGAACGUGUAUCUGCUCCCCGGGAUACACAGGAGUGGACUGCAGCAUCAGAACUUGUCCCAAGAACUGUCACGACAGAGGUCGUUGUGAAGGUGGAGUGUGCUUCUGUGAGUCUGGAUAUACGGGUCUAGACUGUGGCACUAAAACGUGUCCCAAUAAUUGCUAUGAUCGGGGCCACUGUGAAGAUGGAGCAUGCAUUUGCGAUUAUGGAUUUACAGGUGAAGACUGCGGUACUAGGACAUGUCCAAAUGACUGCCACAAUCAGGGCCGGUGUGAUGAUGGAGUUUGUAUUUGUGAACCUGGAUACACAGGUCAAGAUUGUCAAUCUAGAACCUGUCCCAAUGACUGUCACAGGCGGGGUAAGUGUGAAGAUGGAAAAUGUGUCUGUGACUUGGGAUAUACUGGUCUAGAUUGCGGUUCUAGAACUUGUCCCAAAGACUGUAAUAACCAAGGUCGGUGUGAAGAUGGUCAGUGUAUUUGUGAUUCCGGUUAUACCGGCACAGACUGCGGAGCUAGAACAUGUCCAGAUGACUGCAAUGACCGUGGUACAUGUGAUGAUGGAAAGUGCGUCUGUUACCAGGGAUAUAGUGGACCUUACUGUGAGUCAAGAGCGUGUCCCAAUGACUGCCACAAACGGGGCUAUUGUGAUGAUGGGAUAUGCCAGUGUGAUCCUGGAUACACUGAUAUAGACUGUGGACUUAAAACCUGUCUGAAUGAAUGCUCAAACCAAGGCCAGUGUGACGAUGGAGUGUGCACGUGUGAUUCUGGGUACACUGGUCCAGACUGCAGCUCUAGAACAUGUCCAGAGAACUGUCAUAACCAAGGAAGAUGUGAUGAUGGCAAAUGUGUCUGCAAUCCGGGAUUUUCAGGUUGGAACUGUGGAUCUAGAACUUGUCCAGACAACUGCCGUGCCCAUGGACGCUGUGAAGAUGGUGUCUGUGUCUGCAGUCCUGGAUACACGGGACCAGAUUGUGGCUCUAAAGCCUGUCCUAGAAACUGUAACAAUAAUGGACAGUGCGUGAAUGGGAAAUGUGUUUGUAAUGCUGGUUACAUCGGGCCGGUCUGUGGAGCCAAGAACUGUCCGGGAAACUGCAAUGGACGAGGAAAAUGUACAAAUGGUGUCUGCGUAUGUAAGAAGGGUUUCAGUGGUCCCGAUUGCUCCUUGGAAGCAACAGAAGUGUAUGAAGUCACCGGCCUACGUGUGAUCUCACAAGAAGAGUCAGCUGUCACCUUGGAGUGGGACCAGCCUCAAUCCACCCCUGACUCAUAUGACAUCAUUCUCAAAGCCAAGAAGGAAAAUGGUGCCAUAUCCAAUAACAUCGAUGGUUCCUUGACCACAUAUCGUCAGACCGGCCUUGCACCAGGAGAAGAAUAUGUCGUAAACAUCCAACCUCGGAAAGGCUCAACACUGGGGCCCGAAACAUCUGUAACAGCCAAAACAAAGAUUGAGACGCCACGUGGAUUCCGCGUGGUCGAAGUCACCUCUUCUGCUUUACUCCUAAGAUGGGACAAGCCUCAGUCUCUUCCUGAUCGAUACAUUGUGACCCUCAUUCUCCAAAAUGGGAAGGAAAGGAAACUGAGGGUCGCUGGAAAGGGAGAUAGGAUCAAAUUAACCGGCCUGGAUGAGGGCACGGAAUACAGAGUCCUUCUGAGGGCUGAGAAAGGACAGGAGCAGAGCCAAGAUACCGAGACCACCGGAACUACAGCUGGAGAAGAACGGAAACGUCUGACUGUGGUGGAGAAACACGUAGUGCAUGGACCAGUCGAGAGCUCUCACACACAUGAUACUUCGGUGAAUUUAGAGACUUCAAAACUGGAAGAUAAAUAUCCCCCUACGUUGCCUAGAAAGGGGCUCCCACAUUCAAGGGAACAGGAAGAGGAAAUUAUAGAAACAAUUACAGAUAAACAAAAAGACAUUAAUGUAUUACGCACCAAAAAUAUCACAACUAUUAUCACGACUAUAUAUGAAACACGUUGGAGCAAAGGAAGCUCAGUAGAUACCUACCAUGAACAUGAGGACUCAGAGUAUCCCUCAAAAAUGCCAACAAAUAGACAAGAUGAAGAGGUCAUCACUAGAAUGAAGGGAGAGGAGGACUUAAUUAAGGUAAAGCCAUUGGACAGUAGGGACAAUUUACCAGAUACGAUGAGGACGUGGACAAUCACAAGGAAAAGGAACAUCACACAAUUUGAACCAUCAAAAAGAAAAAAUCCUAUCCACAUGUAUGAGGGCGAGCCAGAAUUAUCAGAAGAAUUACACACAACCACUAGGCGCCAACCUAAAGGGCAUAUUACACGCGGUGGACGAUUGCCCAAUACAUCCACUGUUGCCAAAAAGCUUUUGGAGUUUGAUUCCUUUAAAAGCCAAGUCGUAGCAAAGCCAUCUACAGGUCAUUCAGAGAGUGCAUCACAAAAAGAUGAUAUUCCCCAUAAAGUGGCAUAUUCUGGACAUGAGGAUAUUACAGAUAAUUUAAAAAGUGAGGUCACCCCAGAAACAUCAACAGAAAGUUAUUUAGAACCCGUUCCCUUAGGUGUUAAAGGAGAUGAAGACAUGGACGAUCUCACAGACCCAACAAACCCCAGAAAGCGUUUCACAACACAUGUCAGGGUUAAUACCAUUGUUAAUGUUUCCAGAAAAAAAAAUGAAGGUAGAGAGGAGAACAAUGAAAUGCAUAAUGACACAACCAGUGUGAAAGGACAUGUACGCCAACCGCUACCAUCAUCAAAACCCAAGAACCAAACUAAAAUAUGGAGCCCACAAAUAAAGGCUGUAAUUGAGAACCUGCCGGAAAAGUUGUCUAUGUAUAAUGGGACAUUUAUUCAGCGAUUAGAAAGCUACCUUCGAGCCACAUCUUACCCUCUCCGGGGCAACCAGACUGUUGAAUCUGUGGCCAAGGCAAUUUUUAUGUACUUGGUAAAAUGGAAACCUCAUAGUUUUACAGGCAUGGUGUAUGAUCGUCUUCCUCAAAAGACACCUGGAGCCACCAUAGAACCAGAACCUGUAGGGGCAUCUCGAUUACAAGGCACCAAAACUGAUAACAGAUAUGGUGUCCAAACAAGGGGUGAAUCACAGGAGCAGGACAGUUUGGAGAGAAGGUCAGAUUCAACUAGGACAGUAUCCAUUGUUCCCAAUAUAGAGACUCUUGGAAGGGUUGAAGCUGCUGGAGAAAUAAAUGUUCCAAUGAUAGUAACAGUGGAUAAAUAUAGGGCUGUCACAAGAGAGGUAGAUGAAAACCUAAAUAACAUUGGUAGGGCCCCUGACUCAAAAGACAACAUAAAAAGUGGAGAUGAGGGGGACUCAUCAAAAACUUCCAUACCAACAACCGAUAAAAGUACAGUGCCAAAAAAGAAAGUACCUCCCCCAAAAAAGGUGACUACACCAAAGCAAAAAGUAGAAGAUAGAACAGGAAAGCAAACACUGAAAGACAGAUCAGACAUUCAAGUAGAAGUUGGGACAAUUUCAUCAGAAUAUGAAAUUUCAAGGAGAACUAUUUUGGAAAGCAACAGUAAAGAACCCAAACAGAAAACCCCUUCUGAAUCCAAAACGGGGAGUGGUGCGGUGAAUACUGGCGAUAUACUUAGUGGUCAUGGAGAUGACAAACAAGAACGUGGCACUAAUCGACCUCCGCUAGUUCAUGAAAGUGAUCCAGGAUUUGUAACAGAUCAAAUUGCAAAGGAGUAUUUACCUUCUCACAGCAAACCAUUCCAAGAAAAGACAGGUGAUGAUCGUGUACCUCCUAGAACACAACCAAGUAGCCCUAAAAAAAAGUACCCCUAUAAACCACCUAAAGUCCAUGAGGUAGAGAGGGAUGGAACUGUCCACAAAGUGCCGGUAGAGGGGAUUAUGCCAAACAGUCAGAUUCCAACACAAGAGACAACACAAGUCACGGAAGAGACCUCCAGGACAGAAGACAAGUCUCUAGUGAUCAAAAAUAUCCUAGGAUCUGGAGAAGAGACAGGCACCAUACAAAGUCCUAUUGUUCUAAAGGUUCCAAGUCCUGGUGCUCUAGGAAGGCCCAGCAUACAACAACGAAAUCCCACUAGCCUUGUAAUAUCAUUAGAAGGUCUUGGGUUCAUAUGGGAUAACGUAGUCAUCAUAUAUAGUCCAUGGCCACCUGCUGCCGGAGCAACUCCUCGUCAAAUUGAGGUGGAAAGAGGAGUCAGGCAGGUUGAAAUCAGAGAUCUAGUCCCAGGAACUAGCUACAGACUUGAUCUCCAUGGGAUGCUGAGGGGCCGCUCAUCCAAGUCCUACUCACUGGUGGCUGACACAGCUGCGUUACCCACAACCUCCCAGCCGCACAUUGAAGUGACUACUCAGCUUCCAUAUACAACUGAAGCCACCACAACCAAAGCCACGAAAAGACCCCCUCUCCAAAUGGGUGGCCUACAAGUUCAAGAUGUCACAAGUAACAGUGUUAUAUUAAUAUGGAAGGCCAAGCCUCGUACUUAUGAGUCCUUCCUAUUCCGCUAUGAAGAUGUCACUGAGAAUUUAGGACCAAGAGAGACCACCGUUACUGGAAAUCAACGAGAGGUGACAUUACAGGACCUGAGUCAGAACACCAGAUACGUCAUAUUAUUGUACGGGAUCCAGGGAGGCAAACUAUCAGGCCCUCUACAGGUGGAGGUGACUACAGAUUCUUCUCCAGAUAAAGGAACGCCACCCCGCCUUUCCCCCCUUUCUGUGUCUGAGGUCCAGCCAAAUUCCUUCCGUGUGACAUGGGAGCCCUUGGAUGGAGAUUUUGAUGCCUAUGUGCUACAGUAUGGACCCCCUGGAGGUCCAUCCAAAGAGGAGACUCUACGAGGGGACGAGACGACUACUCUCAUCACCGGGCUCGUGGCUGAGAUCAACUACACCGUGGAGCUCCGGGGGGUUUGGGGAGACAGCUACAGCGAGCCGGAGACAACCUUUGUUUUCACAGAAAAGCCCAAGCCUCCUCGCCUGGAGUCUCUUUCCGUCUCUGAUGUCCGCAGCGAUUCCGUCCAUCUCACGUGGAAUGUCUUAGGUGGAGACUUUGACUCUUUUCUUCUGAACUAUCGGGAUGGAGAAGGACAACCAAGAGAAGUUAAUCUAGAGAAUGAUUUGAGAUCAUACGAUGUGAAGGAACUGAAGCCUGGAAAGAAAUAUAAAUUCUUUUUAUACGGUUUAACUGGUGAAAAGAAGAGUAAACCGGUGACCGCAGAAACCAGCACAGUAAAGACUAUGCCUCCACGUCUGGAAUCCCUCUCUGUGUCUGAUGUGUAUAGCGAGUCUCUUCGUCUCUCUUGGGAAGUCACCAGUGGGGAAUUUGACGGCUUUCUUCUCAUGUACCGGGAUGCAGAGGGAAAUCCUAAGGAGGUCACUUUGGAUAAGCAACAACGUUCCAUAGAGGUUGAAAACUUAAAGCCCAAGAAGAAAUAUAAGUUUACUCUCUAUGGGAUUUCAGGAGGAAAGAAAAGCAAACCUUCUAUAGCUGAGGCCACCACAGCACAAAGAAAAGUUGCUCCCUCAGCCCCUUCCUUUUUGGAGCCUCGUCUGGUUGAUCUGGUGGCCUCGGAUGUGACCCAGGAAACCAUAACAUUAUCAUGGAGAGUAGAAGGAAAUGUUCUCUUCGAUUCCAUUGUGGUUCAAUGUCGGGAUCCUGACGGUAGAAUCAGGGAAAUUACUAUAGCGGGAGAAGACACCAGCACUAUUGUCCAGGGACUCCUACCUGCCAGCAGAUACGAAUGCAAUGUCUAUGGUCUGAGAGAAGACAAGCGAAGCAUGCCUAUAUCCAUAGAGGUGACAACAGCAAGAAUUCUUGAAACACAGGGCCCUCCUACCUACAGUGACCUUUACCUUUCUCCACACGGCCCACAUGCCAUUCAUGUCUCCUGGGAGGCUCCAGAAAGAGCAUUUGACUCUUAUAUUGUUGAAUAUGCUGUCCAAGGGCAAGAAGAGUCUUUAAAUACAGUGAGGAUUGAAGGCACAGAGCGGACCGUCCUUCUCCAGGGUCUACAACCAGAUACUGUCUAUACGGUUAAAUUACAUCGCAUCUUAAGUGGAGAGGAAGACAGCAAUCUUGAAGGCACUGGAAAGACAGGCCCUCUGGAUUUGGAGCCCCCAAGGGAACUUAGGUUUACAAACAUUGCGGAGACCUCAGCCGUUGUUAGUUGGGAUUCACCAAACCGUGAAACAACCCUAUUCAAAGUGUCCUAUCAACUGGCCGAUGGAGGAGAGCCUGAGAGCAUCAGUGUUGUUGGAACCAGCACCCCCUUAAAACGCCUCAUUCCUGGGACCCACUAUGAGGUGACUGUGGUCUCUGUGCGGGGUUUUGAGGAAAGUCAGCCCCUGACGGACUUCUUCACCACAGCUGGAGGUGGCCCCCGCAACCUGCGGGCAACUGAUGUCACAGAAGUGUCAGCUCUCAUGCGCUGGGAAGCUCCUACAGGACCUGUGGACAGAUAUUUAGUCUCUUACCGAGCAGAAAACAUCCCCUUGGUCACAGUACCAGUUAGCGGUGAUAGGACCGAGCUUCCUCUAACUGGUUUACAUCCUCACACUGAAUACUUUGUCAGUGUGCAAAGUUCACAAGGAUCCAUGACCAGCUCACCGACAUCCACAUCUUUCAUCACUAGUGCAGACACUCCACGGGACCUCACAGCCAGCCAGGUCACGGCUCGCAGCGCACUGCUUACGUGGAAAGCUCCGGAUGCCAUGCCUGAUGGUUAUCUGUUGACCUAUCAAACACCAGAGGGUGAAGUUAAGGAGAUUCGUCUUUUGCCUCAUCUCUCCUCCUUCACACUGAGUCAGCUCAAUCCUUCUACUCAGUAUCGGGUCCAGCUUAAGGCUCUAAGAGGAAGAACCAGCUCCCCUCCCAUCUCAACCUCUUUUACCACAGGCCGUUUAAGGUUCCCGUAUCCCCGGGACUGCUGGGAGCAGAGGAUGAAUGGAGAUAUUCAGAAUGGCACUUAUACCAUAUAUCUCGGGGGAGACAGAGAAAAGAUAGUGACGGUGUUCUGUGACAUGGAGACCGAUGGCGGUGGAUGGACUGUCUUCCAGAGAAGAAUGGACGGGAGCAUAGACUUCUACCGGGAUUGGAAUGAUUAUAGGCAUGGGUUUGGUGACCUGACCGCUGAGUUCUGGUUGGGUAACAUUGCUCUCCACCAGAUCUCCUCCUCAGGCUCCUAUGAGCUCCGUGUGGAUCUCCGGGCUGGAGGAGAAUCCGCCUACGCGGUGUAUGAUGACUUCCGUGUGGAGUCGGAAGCCAAUAACUUCAGGCUGAGGCUCGGACAAUACAGAGGAGAUGCAGGAGACUCCAUGAGCUAUCACAACAAUAUGAUCUUCUCUACACGAGACCGAGACGCACAGAAGAGAAUCCUGCCAUGUGCCAUGUCCUAUAGGGGAGCCUGGUGGUACAGGAACUGUCACUACGCCAAUCUCAACGGGAUAUACAACAACAACAAAGACCACCAAGGUGUAAAUUGGAAAACUUGGAAAGGUUUUGAGUUCUCCAUUCCCUUCACUGAGAUGAAAAUGCGCCCUCGAGGAGUGGGCAACAGACGCCGACUCUAGAUCUACGACCUUCUCUGGAACCACUAAACUGAAAACUGGAAGCAAUGUGACACCUCCUGCAACCUUAACAUAAAAAUCCAUCCUUCCAGAAUCCUCGAACUCAGCGCAAACUCCAGACCUUUCAGAAUCAGACCGGCUUUAUCAUGCAACACAGUAUACAUAUUAUACCAUUGGAAAUAAAUACGUUUAGGGACAAUCUCUGCAGGAAGGAGAAAUCUGGAAUCAUAGUCAGGACUAUAGAUACAGAACCAACUAUGGGUUAAGGAUAUGCACAACAAAGUGGAACAAUGGCGUACACAAGAGGGUGUCCCAUUAUGGUGCCAAUUUUUGCCACCAAGGAGAGAAGGGCUUGGUAUGUCUCCCCCCCUCCAUGACCCUUUCCUCUCGAUACGGGAGUCCUGCACGGGUUCUUGCCACCCAGUAGAAAAGGGGUUGGGACCAACCAAGGCUAGGCCCCUUCUCUCUAAGGGCCCCAUAGCAGUAACAUGGUCUGCCUCUAUGUAGGAUGGACAAUGAAGGAUGGGUUAGUAGAUAUCGAAACCAUGACUAUAGAACGGUGAGAUUAAACUAAGAUCCAGAUAUUUUGGAUGUAUAUAGAUGUAAAUGCAAUAGUCAGUUCUAGAAUAAAAAAAAUAUGAGAAAAAAAAAAAGAGAACAUUUUUUUGUCAUAAGGGAUAAAAGAGCAAUUGUCACCAGGAACCUGUGAGCAGGGUUGCAACCUCCACGAUGAGGUCUGGGUCAAGAGGUAUGUGUCACAGCGUCAAUGAGAUAAUGGUGGCGGAAGUAGGGCCCUGGUUCUACCCUAUAACCGCCAUCACUAUAUAAAUAGAUAUAUAUAGCAAAAUGGAUACACUGUCUAUUUUUAUAAAAGCACAGCAUUGGAGGAACGUUAUGGGAGGGACGAGAUGGGGAAACUCUAUUCUGCAAACCGCUUCAAAUAAAAUCUGACGGGACAUGAUGGCGAAUGGGUCUUGUGUUUGAUGUGGCUUAAAAUACAUGGUAUUGUGGCACACUGAGCCAAAACCUGGUUCAAUCAAAGCCCCAAAAAGCGAGAAAAUAAAUACUAGAAAAAAAAGGGAGAAUUAUUUAGCAAACUAAGGGUCCCAAGAGGUGUAACUAUCAUUUCUACAGGAUGUGUGUGGAGGGUGGGUCAGGCCAUAGAGGAAAAGCCUGACUGCACCAAAAUUUUAAGUAGAAAAUUCAUACCAUAUUGUGCAGUUUUUGGUAUUUUUAAAGAUAAAAAUAUGAGAGAUGAGGAAAUCUCCUGAAAUUUAAUUUGGCCAUCAGAUGUGAUUUGGAUUCAAUACUAUGUACAGUGAAGGAUAUAAAUAUUAGAUUUUGAUCCUCUGAUGAUUUUUUACUUUUGCCCAAUGACAAAAAAAAAAAAAAGAUCGGUCAUUAAUUUUAAUGGUCGAUUUAUUUAAACAGUGAAAGAGUGUAGUGUGUUACCAAUAGAUUUCCUGGUGUUUAUGGUCCCAGCUGCCUUGAGAUCAUUGACAAGAUCCUCCCGUGUAGUUCUGGGCUGAUUCCUCACCGGUCACAUGAUCAUUGAAACUCCACCUGGUGAGAACUUACAUGGAGCCCCCGACCGAGGGAGACUGAUGGUUAUUUUGUGUUUCUUCUAUUUGUGAAUAAUGGCACCGACUGCUGUAAAC